CGACACGGCCCCACGCUUUCCAAGGUUGCGCGCGACUUUUGAUGAUGCACCUCUCAAACGCGUCGAGGAGAAACUUCGAAGAUGUCGCUGCUGUCCAUGUCGAGGUGGCCGACUGAUGAUGCUGGCGUUCCUGAGAUUGAUGGCGCUGAAAGCUUUGCAGACCUGGUCGACAAGCUGAGCCAAUACUUCGAUCAUACCAUCAAGCUUCCUCAUAGCUUCGAGGCCUUUCGCACAAGCCAGCAUGGCCGUGCACUAUAUCCUCUCAUAAACCACCUCUCGAACCAGGUGCACCACCCCGCCCUGGUGUCUGCCCUUUUAGCUUUGAAAGGCCACUUCUCUGCACUCGAGGAAACAAGUGACGAGCCAGGUGUCAAUCAAGCGCGGGGCUAUGCUUGUGAAUUUGUGGCAUGGCAAUUCCUUAACAGCCUUACUGACCGAGAUGUUAUUGACUUCUUGCUGCUUGAACUACCGCCCGCGCCAUCUCCCGACACUGACUCCCCCUCGGGUACAGCCGAUCACAGUCAUCAAAACGGCCACAGCGCUGCUCAGUCCAGCGAACGGACACCUUUGCUUGACGUAGCUAAUGGUGAUUACUUUGGUACAAGGAGUAACGAUGCCGCAAAUCCGAGGUUUGGGUCGCUAAAAAGCCGCUGCGAAAAUCUCUCUGCGCUUGAGAUAGCUGCAGUAGGUGGUGCUAAGAAGUUCCUAAGCCAGCGUCCUAUACAAAAGAUCAUCAAUGGACUGUGGCGCGGCGACAUCGUCUUUUGGGAGACGCUCAGCGUCAAUUCUGUGAAACGGCCCAGAACGUACAAUCGCAGACAGGCCGAUCCGUUCUCCCGUCUGCGCGUGCCUCGAUACCUCAAGAUAUUUGAGACUCUCUUCUUCGCGAUCUUCUUAGCCCUCUACUACGCCGUACUGGUCCGUCGAGACCAAGAAAGAGUUACAAUACCUGAAAUCUUGUUGUAUCUGUGGAUAGCCAGUUUCGCGUACGACGAAUUCGCCGACUGGGUCGACGCUGGACAGACAAGUUUCUAUGCGUCAGAUUUCUGGUGGACUUGGGACAUCAGUAUCGUUGUCGUUGGUAUGGCCUUUUGUGCCCUCAGAAUAGUAGGCUUGUCAAAUGGCAAGAAAGACACCAUUGAUCUUGCUUAUGACGUUCUGGGGCUGGAAGCGCUCUUCCUAGUACCACGCAUCUUCUCUUUGUUGAGCUUGAAUCCUUACUUUGGAACCCUGAUUCCCUGCUUGAAGGAAAUGACCAAAGAUUUUGUCAAGUUCUUGUCACUUGUCUUGAUAUUGUAUCUAGGCUUUCUCACCACUUUCGUUCUGCUGGCUCGAGAUCACUUCAAACCACAAGAAAUGAGCUGGAUUCUGAUUAAAGUUUUCUUUGGAUCAAGCUAUCUUGGUUUUGACGUCGCUCAAGAAAUAUCGCCCUUCUUUGGGCCACCUGUCAUGCUCAUCUUCAUUAUCUUGACCAACAUACUUCUCAUCACUAGUCUGAUCUCUCUCUUGAGUAACUCUCUAAGCAAGAUCCUUGAGCAUGCACGCGAUGAAUAUCUCUUCAUCUACUCAGUCUACGUUCUUGAAGCAUCAUCUUCAAACCGACUGACAUACUUUCUACCACCACUUAACCUGAUACCCCUCUGCAUACGGCCCUUCCGGCUCAUUCUGCCGUCUGAACGGCUGAGAAGUGCACGCAUCGUGCUUCUCAAAGCGACGCACUUACCAUUUGUGGGUGUCAUCUGGGCGUAUGAACACCUCGACAUGUAUCGCAAGCGCGACCUGGGUCCCAUGUCUUUCAGUGGCCCGCAGACACCUAUAGCAGCGAAGAGACCUCCGCGGUUGGCGGUGAACUCACCACGUUUGCUGAAGGCAGAUACGCAGGCGACUUCCAGCACUGCAGCAAGAGCGCAAUCCACAGGCCGGUCUCAGCCAGGUACCGGGCAGGUAGAGCCCGAUGCACAACUGAGAACCCUCGUCAUCAACCUCACAGCACAGGUUGAGGCACUAACGGCUAUUGUCUCUCAGCUUCAGGAGCAGCGCGAAGCGAGCGAGGUCGCUUGAUGGCCGGCGCUUAUGGUUUCCCGCAGCAUAUGUGCAUGCCUCUCUGAUCAGUACCUCAAUAGCAAAUGCAAAAC
Molecule: messenger RNA, 2135 nt
Organism: Macroventuria anomochaeta
Lineage: Eukaryota; Fungi; Ascomycota; Dothideomycetes; Pleosporales; Didymellaceae
Exons: 14
Coding region: 82-2061 (659 amino acids)
Biological process (GO): monoatomic ion transport; transmembrane transport
Cellular component (GO): membrane
Molecular function (GO): monoatomic ion channel activity
Source: RefSeq, a predicted model, not a curated record